AUGCCUUUGGAGAAGACACGAGAGAAACGACGUAGAAGAUGUCGUUCUGCCGAAAGUGACCGAAGGCAUCAUCAGAAGUCGAAAUAUUUGACCGCCAACGGUAAGGAAAACAAUAUGGCGCGAGACCGCAUCUGCCCCAGACUUGCCGUGGACUAUGGUCCGAUAAGACCUGACCAGGUGGAUAUAGAGAAGGAAAUAGGACACGAGGCCAUAAAAAAGGGUAAACUUAUUAGGGAAUUGAACCCUGAGUGGGGCGAAACGCAAAAGAGUCAAGGAGAGAGAAGGAAUAAUUGGUGUGCGAAGGUGACCGUAAAGAUAGAGCAUAUAGCGAAGAAAAAAGAUUGGUUGUCAUUGUAUAGCAGAGUAGCCAAGUUUGUUGAAGCUGCAAGGGUUACAGAUAACGCACCCAGAAGUUAUGCAACGGGGUGCAAGGCGAGUACUCAGUUUUUCCAGAGCAACAGCGAGACGGUAGGAUAUUCCGAGAGAAGCCAGUGGAAGCGAGCGACGAUGAAUGAGCACCGAGAAAACCAGAAGAGUAUACGAGGUUUUAAGCGUGAAAAGAAGUGUAUACAGAGACAUUUGCGGGCGAGAGAGCAAGGCACAACUUGGGCACAACCGUUGGCGGACGUUCGUGUCGACAAGAGGACGGAUGCGCUGUCGAUGACGAAACGCAAAACCUAA
Stereum hirsutum FP-91666 SS1 is the source of this 681-nucleotide messenger RNA. RefSeq lists its product as uncharacterized. The record is from RefSeq and is a predicted model, not a curated record. The transcript is spliced from 4 exons. Lineage: Eukaryota; Fungi; Basidiomycota; Agaricomycetes; Russulales; Stereaceae. Bases 1 to 681 code for a protein of 226 amino acids.